Mangifera indica (mango) is the source of this 2345-nucleotide messenger RNA. RefSeq names its product zinc finger protein BALDIBIS-like. The transcript is spliced from 3 exons. Bases 388 to 1932 code for a protein of 514 amino acids. The record is from RefSeq and is a predicted model, not a curated record. Gene Ontology annotation, molecular function: DNA-binding transcription factor activity. Gene Ontology annotation, cellular component: nucleus. Lineage: Eukaryota; Viridiplantae; Streptophyta; Magnoliopsida; Sapindales; Anacardiaceae.
AGUCUAUGGCUGACUGACUUUGAGAGAAGCCGUGUAAGAUGAGAAGAGAGAGAAAGAGAGAGAAAGAGAGAGAAUAUUCUCUCUAGUUUGCUUUCUUUUUGGUGUUUUCUUCAGAGUUCCAAGCAAGUUUUUUUUUUUUCUUUUUUCCAAGAAGAGUCUAAUUUCUUGACUUGGAACAAAGUUUUUUAGUUUAAUUUUCUUUAAUUUAAAGGGCUAAAGAAAAAUUUUUAACAAAUAUUCUGAGAAAAAUCUCGGGGUUAAAUUUUGCCAAGAAGCUUCUGUUUUUUUAUUUGUUUUGGUGGGUUCUGGUUUCAGCUUCUCACUUUGUUUCUUCUAGUUUACUUAGUUUGGAACAAACCCAGAAGUUACUUUGUGUUCACUUUCAAAAUGAUUUCUCAAGAUGGUCUUUCUGUUCCGUCUACAAUUAAAGCUUCUGUUCAAGAGCCCAACUCAAACCCUAACCCUAAUACAAAUCAGUUGAAGAAGAAGAGAAAUUUACCGGGUAAUCCAGAUCCAGAUGCAGAAGUUGUGGCUUUAUCUCCAAAGUCUCUUAUGGCUACAAAUCGAUUCCUCUGUGAAAUUUGCAACAAGGGUUUUCAAAGAGACCAGAACUUGCAGCUUCAUCGAAGAGGACACAAUCUUCCGUGGAAGCUAAAGCAAAAAUCAAACAAGGAAGUCAAAAAGAAGGUUUAUAUUUGCCCAGAAAAGACCUGCGUACACCAUGACCCAUUAAGAGCCCUAGGCGACCUUACUGGAAUAAAGAAACACUAUAGUAGAAAACAUGGAGAAAAGAAGUGGAAGUGCGAGAAAUGUUCAAAGAAGUAUGCAGUUCAGUCAGAUUGGAAAGCUCAUAGCAAGAUCUGCGGCACAAGAGAGUACAGAUGCGACUGCGGCACUCUCUUUUCCCGGAAGGACAGCUUUGUCACCCACAGAGCUUUUUGUGAUGCUUUGGCUGAAGAAAGUGCGAGGUUUACUCCCAUUUCUUCAACCAAUCCAAAUUUCAGAAAUGACUUCGGAACAAGCAAUAAUCCUCAUCAAGUUCCCCAAUUUUCAUCAGUUCUUAGGCCACAGUCUGCCGGACCGGAGCUCGUCGGCAAUCUUAGUGUAGAUGGCCAAAAGCCGAGGUUACCACUAUGGCUAGACCAAACCAAUUCUCAGCUCAACCCAACUGGGAAUAUCGCUAGUAAUUCUAAUAAUGCUCUUUUGACACCAAACUCCUCAAGCUUGCCUGAGUUAGCAGAAAUGGUACCGAUGAGUAUGUACCCUUUGUCGCAAAUGCAGUGGUUCAACAAGUACCCAGAAGCAUCUUUUGCAGGAGCCAAUCUCUCUAUAUCAUCAGCAUUACCGCGGGGACCCAAAGAGGAGGAGGAGAAUAAGAGCUCAUUUAACUUGUCUGAGACCGUUUCGUCUUUGUAUUCGAAUAACCAGAGUUACCAACAAGGCCCGGCUUACAUGUCAGCCACGGCGCUCUUACAAAAAGCGGCACAAAUGGGAUCCACGAGAAGCAACCUGGCAAUGAAUAGCACUACCGGGUUUGGGUUAAUGAGUUCUCUAUCUUCCUAUAACCAGGACAAAAAUAAUGAGGUCCACAAGUUUUUCAAGCAGCCAAAUCAAGCUGAUCAGAACUUGAACGAGUUAAUGAAUUCUUUGUCGUCUUCGACGCCAGGUUCCACCAUUGGUGUUGCUGGAGGGUCUUCUGGAGAUCUAAACUCAAGGACCUUAAUGACUAACAACAAGAAAAUAGAUCAUCUAUUAAUGCCAACAAAUGGAAAGGCAAUUGGGAAUCUCAGUGGAAGUAAUUCAAUCGAAGCUGAAAGAAGUUUAACAAGAGAUUUUCUCGGCGUAGGAGGUCAUGAAGGUGCCAGCAGGCCAUUCUCCCAACAAGAGCUCGCAAAGUUCAUGGAUUUGAGCGGGUACAGUGCACAUCAGUGAAGCAAAGAGAAUUCCAAAUACAAAAAGGUUAAUUAGUUAGCAGUAGCACAUACACUAAAAUGAAGUUGUAAGAGAAGUAGAAAGAAACUUAAUUAGGAUAAUGAUGAAAGCCUUUUUGUAAGGAGUUGGAGUUGCACUCAGUGGGGAGCAAGCAGGCGAGUCAACUCAGUGGGAAACAGAGGGAAAGGAGCGGUGUUGUGAGUCGUGAAGAAGAACCAAAGGGGGCCAGUGCAUGGUGGAAGAGCGCAGAAAGAGACAUGGCAAUCAGAGAGGAGUGGGGCCACCUAGCCAUGCAUGCAGUUGUAAUUUCUAUUUUAUUUUAUUUUAAUUUACUUUAAAUUCAACGUUGAUAGAACAUGUAGCUUGUGUUGAGUUGUGUUUACACAUGGUCGAUCGUGACCACUUGUUCUCGA